Molecule: messenger RNA, 2843 nt
Organism: Cervus elaphus (red deer)
Lineage: Eukaryota; Metazoa; Chordata; Mammalia; Artiodactyla; Cervidae
Gene: GRHL3
Product: grainyhead like transcription factor 3
Exons: 16
Coding region: 214-2022 (602 amino acids)
Biological process (GO): regulation of transcription by RNA polymerase II
Cellular component (GO): nucleus
Molecular function (GO): DNA-binding transcription activator activity, RNA polymerase II-specific; RNA polymerase II cis-regulatory region sequence-specific DNA binding
Source: RefSeq, a predicted model, not a curated record
GUCGCCGGCACCUGUACCUGUAGCCAAUCAGCGCCAGCGCUGCCGGGAACCUACCUGUCAGCAGAAUCCCCACACUGAAACCUCAACAUAAAUCAAACAGUUCCCUGGGCAGGGAAUGUCUGUGUCAGGCGAGAAUUAGAGACGAGCGGUCAGCAGAGCCUCGGUGCCGGGUGCCGAUCCAUCGUUCCAGCCUGGGAGCCUGGGAGCAGGAAGAUGUCGAAUGAACUUGAUUUCAGAUCUGUUCGGCUGCUAAAGAACGACCCAGUUAACUUCCAGAAGUUCCCCUACACUAACGAGGAUGAGGCCUGGAAGACCUACCUUGAAAACCCCCUGACGGCGGCCACGAAGGCCAUGAUGAGAGUCAACGGGGACGACGACAGCGUUGCGGCCCUGAGCUUCCUCUAUGAUUACUACAUGGGCCCCAAGGAGAAGCGGCUACUGUCCUCCAGCACUGGGGGCCGGAAUGACCAAGGCAAGAGGUACUACCAUGGCAUGGAAUAUGAGAUGGACCUCACCCCUCUUGAAAGUCCCACGCACCUCAUGAAAUUCCUGACAGAGAAUGUGUCUGGAACCCCAGAAUACCCAGAUGUGCUCAAGAAGAAUAACCUAAUGAGCGUGGAGGGGGCUGCACCCACGCCAGGCAAGGCAGCUCUCCUCCCCGCAGGCCCCAGCAAGCUGGAAACCGGCUCCGUGGACAGCUACCUGCUGCCCACCAGCGAUGUAUAUGAUAAUGGCUCCCUCACCUCCUUGUUUGAGAGCAUUCACGGGGUGCCUCCCACGCAGCGCUGGCAGCCUGACAGCACCUUCAAAGAUGACCCACAGGAGUCUCUGCUCUUCCCAGAUAUCCUGAAAACAUCCCCAGAACCCCCGGGUCCAGAGGACUAUCCCAAUCCCAAGAGUGACUUUGAGUAUACCCUGGGCUCCCCCAAAGCCAUCCACAUCAAAUCAGGCGAGUCGCCCAUGGCCUACCUCAACAAGGGCCAGUUCUACCCUGUCACCCUGCGGACGCCAGCGGGCGGCAAGGGCCUUGCCUUGUCCUCCAGCAAGGUCAAGAGCGUGGUGAUGGUGGUCUUCGACAAUGAGAAGGGCCCAGUCGAGCAGCUGCGCUUCUGGAAGCACUGGCAUUCACGGCAGCCCACUGCCAAGCAGCGGGUCAUCGACGUGGCCGACUGCAAAGAAAACUUCAACACUGUCCAGCACAUUGAGGAGGUGGCGUAUAACGCACUGUCCUUCGUGUGGAAUGUCCAUGAGGAGGCCAAGGUGUUUGUGGGCGUCAACUGCCUCAGCACAGACUUCUCCUCCCAGAAGGGGGUGAAGGGCGUCCCCCUGAACCUGCAGAUCGACACCUACGACUGUGGCUCCGGCACCGAGCGCCUGGUGCACCGCGCUGUCUGCCAGAUCAAGAUCUUCUGUGACAAGGGAGCAGAAAGGAAGAUGCGGGAUGAUGAGCGGAAGCAGUUCCGGAGGAAGGUCAAGUGCCCCGACUCCAGCAACAGUGGCAUCAAGGGCUCCCUGCUAGCCGGCUUCAGGGGCAAUGAGACCACCUACCUGCGGCCUGAGGCGGACCUGGAGACCCCGCCAGUGCUGUUCAUCCCCAACGUGCACUUCUCCAGCCUUCAGCGUCCUGGAGGGGCAGUGCUCUCAGCGGGACACGGCAGCUCCAACAGGUUGUCUCUGAAGCGCCCCUGCUCGCCCUUCGCCGAGGAGUUUGAGCCUCUGCCCUCUAAACAGGCCAAGGACGAUGAUCUGCAGAGAGUUCUGCUGUACGUGCGGAGGGAGACUGAGGAGGUAUUUGACGCCCUCAUGUUGAAGACCCCGGACCUGAAGGGGCUGAGGAGUGCGAUCUCUGAGAAGUAUGGGUUCCCUGAAGAGAACAUUUACAAAGUCUACAAGAAAUGCAAGCGAGGAAUCCUGGUCAACAUGGACAACAACAUCAUCCGGCAUUACAGCAACCAUGUCGCCUUCCUGCUGGACAUGGGGGAGCUUGACGGCAAGAUUCAGAUCAUCCUCAAGGAGCUGUGAGGCCUGCGCACCCACACCCACGGCCUCUUGACGUGGGCUUGCAGGCGGGGAGCCAGCUGGGCAGUGGCCCCGAGCCAUACACGACCUCUCCUCAGGCCCCAGUGCCGUUACUUGAACAUCUUCCCUGAAGAGGCUCUCGACCCACAGACCCACAGACAUCAAGGCCCGGAGGGGCCCUGGGAGGGGUCCUGAUCUGAAGCCCCACCUCGUGCUUGAAUCCACUCUCUGAGCUUCCGGCCAGACGACGUUGUGUCCGUUAACCAGCCCAGCGGCCUGUUUGCUCCUCCUCAGACCUUCUCCCCAGCCCAUCGCCCUCAGGCUGCCCAUUCAGGUUGGGGACGCCAGCCCUGUCUUCCCAAGCCGACUUGACCCUUGGACCCACUUUUGACUCUUCCAUCAACUUCAGACCAACGAGUGCUCACCCUUUGGUCACUGAGUUAACUGAUAAACACUUGACUUUCCAGUGCAAAUGACUUUUAAAAAGACAGUGUAGUGGACACACUCUCCACAUAGACUUAACUUCUUCAACACAGGUUGGAAAUCAGAGCUGAUCGACUAGGGCAAAGUGGCCUCUGUGUGGAACAGCCUCCAUCCCCGUUCACUGUUGUAUACAUUUCUUAUUUACAAUUUUCAUUUAUGUUAUAUAUAUAUAAGUAUAUAUUGUAUAUAUAAGCAACAUUUUAUAUUUUUCAUGGAUACAUUUUUAUCAUUUCAAAAAAUGUGUAUUUCACAUUUCUUGAAUUAUUUUUUUAGCUGUUAUUCAGUUAUGCAUUUUGUAUACGCAUGUGCUAUUUAGUAAUAAAAUUCUCCGUAUGUAUUAC